Syngnathoides biaculeatus (alligator pipefish) is the source of this 4528-nucleotide messenger RNA. It is a transcript of the gene fzd2, whose product is annotated as frizzled class receptor 2. Gene Ontology annotation, molecular function: Wnt receptor activity; Wnt-protein binding. Gene Ontology annotation, biological process: non-canonical Wnt signaling pathway; canonical Wnt signaling pathway. Lineage: Eukaryota; Metazoa; Chordata; Actinopteri; Syngnathiformes; Syngnathidae. The transcript has a single exon. Bases 623 to 2257 code for a protein of 544 amino acids. The record is from RefSeq and is a predicted model, not a curated record. Gene Ontology annotation, cellular component: plasma membrane.
AUUGAAUAGAAUUGACAAAAUUGUUGAUGCGGCCCGUGCAGACGACACGAACACUAGAUGGGGACCUCGUCCACCCGAUCCACGCGCUGACAAACUCGUAGGUCUGGUUGGGCCACGCAAUCCAGCUGUUGCAUCAAAAGUUUGGCGAGACGGCUACCGAUUCCUAUGAAUCUCUUCAAAAUAAAAGAAGGACAAAUUCACCAAAGUCUCUACACGUCUGGGUAGCCGUCUUUUCGAGUGAGUACGAUUACCAUAAUCGAUUUUACUAACCACCGUAGCAUCCGUUGCGCUUAUUUCGGGCGAGGUAUGUGCAAAUUGUGCUUCUUUUGUCGAACGUGACCGCGUCACCUUUAUUUUGAACGCGUCUAGCGGAGGUUUGACUUCUCGUUAAAGUGAAAGGGCUGAGAGAAAAAGAGUUUAGGAAAAGGAAAAAGUUAGCCAGCAGCGCUCCGAGCGAAGAGCAAACACAAAGAGGACGACGCUCGUCUAUGAGUGAUCAGGCUUCUUCUUCUUCUUCUUCUUCUUUUUUUUUUCCUUUAAACAUUUGAUAUCAUUUGAGUCUGCUUGAUGAGGCUUUCCAUUAAACCCUCUGACUGAAGUUGCUGUCUUUAAACUCGGCGAGAUGAUUUUGUGCGGCACUCGGUUUGUCCUUUUCUUGCCGUUUCUGGUGACAUCAGCUCAGUAUCAAGGAGAGAACGGAAUUGUCAUCCCGGAGCAUGGAUUUUGCCAGCCCAUCUCCAUCCCCCUGUGCACGGACAUCGCCUACAACCAAACCAUCAUGCCCAACUUAGUGGGCCACUACAACCAGGAGGACGCAGGGCUGGAGGUGCACCAGUUCUACCCGCUGGUGAAGGUACAAUGCUCCCCCGAGUUGAAAUUCUUCCUGUGCUCGAUGUACGCUCCGGUUUGCACAGUCCUGGAGAAGGCCAUCCCGCCUUGCAGGUCCAUCUGCGAGAGGGCCAAGCAGGGCUGCGAGGCCCUCAUGAACAAGUUCGGCUUCCAGUGGCCCGACCGGCUGCGCUGCGAGAACUUCCCCGUGCUGGGCGACGGUCAGAUCUGCGUGGGACAGAACGACUCCUCCGCUGCCACCGUGCCUCCGUUGCCCGUCCCGAGCACCCAGGACCUCACGGCGGUCUCCGGCCACGACAGGCCCUUCCGCUGCCCGGCCGCGCUGGCGGUGCCCCCUUACUUGAACUACAUGUUCCUGGAGGAGAAGGACUGCGCCGCUCCGUGCGAGCCGUCCCGGGGGGGCGGGUACAUGUUUUUCACCGAGAAGGAGAUCCACUUCUCGCGCGUCUGGAUUCUGGUCUGGUCGGUCCUGUGCUGCGCGUCCACCUUGUUCACGGUCACCACUUAUUUAGUGGACAUGCAGCGCUUCCGGUACCCCGAGAGGCCCAUCAUCUUCCUGUCGGGCUGCUACACCAUGGUCUCCAUCGCCUACAUCGCCGGCUUCUUCCUGGGCGACAAAGUGGUGUGCAACGAGAGUUUCAACCCGGAUGGCUACAAGACCGUGGUCCAGGGCACCAAGAAGGAAGGCUGCACCAUCCUCUUCAUGAUGCUGUACUUCUUCAGCAUGGCCAGCUCCAUCUGGUGGGUCAUCCUGUCGCUCACCUGGUUCCUGGCGGCGGGGAUGAAGUGGGGCCACGAGGCCAUCGAGGCCCACUCGCAGUACUUCCACCUGGCGGCCUGGGCGGUGCCGGCCGUCAAAACCAUCAGCAUCCUGGCCAUCGGGCAGAUCGAGGGCGACGUGCUGAGCGGCGUGUGCUUCGUCAGCCUCAGCAACCUCGACCCCCUGCGAGGGUUCGUCCUGGCGCCGCUCUUCAUCUACCUCUUCAUCGGGACCUCCUUCCUGCUGGCCGGGUUCGUGUCGCUCUUCCGCAUCCGCACCAUCAUGAAGCACGACGGCACCAAGACGGAGAAGCUGGAGCGCCUCAUGGUGCGCAUCGGCGUCUUCAGCGUGCUGUACACCGUGCCCGCCACCAUCGUGAUCGCCUGCUUCUUCUACGAGCAGGCCUUCCGCCCGCACUGGGAGCGCAGCUGGGUCGGGCACAGCUGCAGGAGCCUGGCCGUCCCGUGCCCGGCGCAGGCGGCGCCCCGCAUGACGCCGGACUUCACCGUCUACAUGAUCAAGUACCUGAUGACGCUCAUCGUGGGCAUCACCUCCGGUUUCUGGAUCUGGUCCGGGAAAACGCUGCAUUCCUGGCACAAGUUCUACACCAGGCUGACAAACGGCAAACACGGGGAGACCACCGUGUAGGAUGAAGGGCCCGUCGCCAGGGCUGGUGGGCGGGAGGGGCGCGUUCUUCGGUAUUCCCAGCCGCCGAGCUCCAAAGCGUUUGCGUUCCGGUGACGAACCGCGUGCCGGAUUAAUGAGGCCCGAACGGGACGGCCUGGCUCAAGGAACGCACAACAAACAUGGCCGACACCGGCGUGUGCAAAAAAAAAAAAAAAAAAAAAAACGCUCAGCUCCUCUUCUUCGGCUCCACGAACCAGCAGCGCAGAGGACUUCGCGUGUAAUUAAAUCACAAGUGUAAAUAGUAUUUGUAAAAACAUGAAAUGAUAUAUUUGUAUUUAAAAAAAAAAAAACUAAAAAGUAUACGUCUUAACUGUCAAGUUGUCACUUUUGGACUGCAACAAAGGCAAAUAUCUCACCCCCCCCCCCACACACACACACUUUCUUUUUUAAUAACUUUUGUAAUAAUUUGAUUUUUAUGUAAAAAAAAAAAUGUCAAAGAAUUUCAAGUUCAAUCAGCAAAAUGUACAAAUAGCCCAAUUAACAUUAUUACUGUAUGUAGUCACUUUAUAUGAAAGCUACUAUAUCCUCUUGUGCGAUUAUGCAACUAACAUAAACGAUCAUGUUACUGUGUAUUUUAAAAAAAAACCUAAAAAAUCGGUCAGAACGUUUGCAGAUAUGAAUUGCCCACGACUACGAUGUCAUGCAUUCAUUCAGACUUCCCCUUUUGCUAUUUUCAUUUCUCUCGACGUCCCCCGGGAGAUGCGCUUGUUCUUUUCCAAAAGAGAACAUCACCGCCAAUUAAAGAUAAAAUCUCGCCUUUCGAAUGCGGGCGGGCGGGAAGCGUCACUCAGCGGCGCAAUGGCGGGCGGACAUCGAACGUGGCACGACUUGCCUCUGCGGGCUAGUAAAAUAGAGUUAUGCCUCGUGGCUGUACAUAAUAAUAACAUCAGUGUGCACGCCACCACCUCACGAUUAGACAACAAAAAAAUCUGAGAAUGUGAUGUCAUAACGUUUUGAGAAUUGCGCGGCGUCUUAAUUAUCUGCCGCUGUUGUAUUGGCAACCAAACUGGAAGGAAUGCUUGACAUCGACGAGGGCAGUCGUAUAAAUUUUGGGCUCCUAUCGUGUAUACGUUGUAUAAAAUGUCAAUAUUUCAGCUGUUGAAUAUAAGAAGAACCAAAGUUGCUAUGCAAAUUUAAGAGGCUUUUGUACAAAAAAAUUAAUGCAUUGUGACUGGAAAAUAAUAAUAAUGUACGGAAGUGUGUUACUGCUACACCCACAUUUUUUUUUAAAAAAGGUCAUGUUUCACAUUAUAAUGUGAAUAGUUUCACGUUAUAACGUAGAUUCGUUUCACAGAAUAACGUAGAAAAUAAAUCAAUUUUACCCAUUACACAUUAUAAUGUAAAUCGUUUUCACAUUAUAACGUAGAUUCGUUUCACAUAACGUAGAUUUGUGUCACAUAACGUAGAAAAGAAUAAAUUAAUAAAUUUCACCCCUUUACCCAUUACACAUUAUAAUAUCAAUCGCAACCACAUUAUAACGUGUAAUUAACCACAUUAUAAUGUGAAACGCGAGGUUUUUUUUGGGGGUGUAGCAGCAAUACACUUCCAUAAUAAUGCGCUAACAGCUAAUGUAACAUUUCCAUUGCAUCAUGUAUGUUGAGUAUUCGUCGUACUUUUUUUACACUUGUGUUUUUGUACAGUUUCCUACUCAGCUCUCUGAGGUCAUGUUGAACCACAAUAUGUCGAGUGCAAAUGUGAAGAUGGUCGCACGUUGGCCUCAUAGUUCUGAGGACCCGGGUUCAAUCCCCGCCCUCCCUGUGUGGAGUUAGCAUGUUCUCCCCGUGCCUGUGUGGGUUUUCUCCGGGCACUCCGGUUUCCUCCCACAUCCCAAAAACGUGCAACAUGAAUUGGACACUCUAAAUUGCCCCUAGGUGCGAUUGUGAGUGUGGCUGUUUGUCUCUAUGUGCCCAGUGAUUGGCUGGCGACCAGUUCAGUUCAGUGUAGGCCGCCUCCUUCCCGUUGACAGUUGGGAUAGGCGCCAGUGCUCCCCGCGACCCUCGUGAGGAUAAGUGGCAAAAAAAAUGGAUGGAUGGAUAGUCAAACUGUACAAAAUUUAUGUAGCGUAUGAUCGUCCAAAUGUUCUCUUGGAUAACGAGCCCGAAAGGCGGCCAUCUUGUUUUUGCAGAAUGGGGUUGCGUCUCCGAAUACAGACGGGACCUCCAAAGUCCACUGGGGAAUAUUACCACAAUGAAGAGAAGUUAAGUACUGUAUAAUAAAGUAAAACUACUCCAA